Messenger RNA from Ostreococcus tauri, 591 nucleotides. Its product is annotated as Mitochondrial inner membrane translocase subunit Tim17/Tim22/Tim23/peroxisomal protein PMP24. Gene Ontology annotation, biological process: protein import into mitochondrial matrix. The coding region runs from base 1 to 591 and encodes 196 amino acids. Lineage: Eukaryota; Viridiplantae; Chlorophyta; Mamiellophyceae; Mamiellales; Bathycoccaceae. Gene Ontology annotation, cellular component: mitochondrial inner membrane; TIM23 mitochondrial import inner membrane translocase complex. Gene Ontology annotation, molecular function: transmembrane protein transporter activity. The record is from RefSeq and is a predicted model, not a curated record. The transcript has a single exon.
AUGGCGAGCGUGGACCACGGGCGCGAGCCGUGCCCGCACAGAAUCUUCGACGACGUCGGCGGCGCGUUCGCCAUGGGCGCCGUGGGCGGUGGAUUCGUGAACCUCGUCAAGGGUGCGUACAACUCCCCGAGAGGUUUCGCCGUGAUCGGUGGCCUCGAGGCGAUCCGGCGCGAGGCGCCGCGCGUGGGCGGCUCGUUCGCGGUGUGGGGUGGAUUGUUCUCGGCGUUUGAUUGCGCGCUGGUGGCGGUGAGACGAAAGGAGGACCCGUGGAACCCGAUCAUCUCGGGCGCGGCGACGGGCGGCGUGUUGCAGCUGCGGUACGGGUUGCCGUCGGCGGCGAGAUCGGCGGCGUUCGGGGGGUUUCUGUUGGCGGUUAUCGAAGGUAUAAGUAUCAUGCUGACGCGGUUGACGGCGCCGCCGCCGCCGCCGCCGGUGAUGGCGAUGCCGGGAGACGCUCCGAGCGGAGGGAUCCCGCAGGAGGCGCAGCAGGAGAGCGGGUCCGUCUGGGGGAACAUUUUCGGCGGUGGGCGCAAGGAGGAGACGACGGAGGCACCGAACAUGCCAGAUUUUAACACGACGGAGUUGAAGUGA